AUGGACAAAGUACAGGCUUUCGGGAAGAACAUUAGUGCAUCAUUUACCCCUUUCGCAGCCAGGACGCAGCAAUUUGUGAAGGAACAACUCGGCCAAGCUGAUGAGAAGACACAACUUCCCGAUGAUUAUAUCGAGCUCGAGAAGCGUGUGGACGCUCUAAAGCUGGUUCAUCAGCAGCUCUUGCAGGUUACUUCUCAAUACUCUAAUGAGCCUUAUGACUACCCUCCCAACAUUCGCGAGUCAUUCAACGACCUUGGCCGUACCAUUAGUGAGAAAGUCCAGCUUCUUUCCCACGCUACAUCUCCCGCUGAAGCACAGGCGGCCCUCACGGCUCCUCCAUCUGCCAAGCCCCAGCCAAAGACUUUCAGCCAUGCCAUCGCGCGCGCUUCCCUGGCUGGUUCUCAGUUAAUCGCGCAGACCACCCCCAGUGGCUCAGAGGACCCCCUCGCCAUUGGCUUGGAGAAAUACGCUCUUGCCGCUGAACGAGUUGGAGAGGCACGGCUCGCCCAGGAUGCUCAGAUCCAGAGCCGGUUCCUCGCCGGCUGGAACACCACGUUGAACACCAACCUGAUGUUCGCGACCAAAGCUCGCAAGAACGUCGAAAAUGCGAGGUUAAUGCUCGAUUCGAUCAAGGCUAGAAAGGGAGUGUCGAGGGGAGAUUUGGACAGCCUCAGUGAGGAAGAUCGGGCUGAGAUUGAGCAGGCGGAAGAUGAGUUUGUAGGCCAGACUGAGGAGGCUGUUGGAGUUAUGAAAAAUGUUUUGGAUACGCCUGAACCUCUCCGGAAUUUGGCAGAUCUUAUCGCGGCUCAGUUGGAGUACCACAAGAAAUCUUACGAGAUCCUCAGCGAGCUUGCCCCAGUUGUUGAUGGGUUGCAAGUCGAGCAAGAGAACGCAUUCCACUAA
Messenger RNA from Histoplasma mississippiense, 903 nucleotides. RefSeq lists its product as hypothetical. The transcript has 6 exons. Lineage: Eukaryota; Fungi; Ascomycota; Eurotiomycetes; Onygenales; Ajellomycetaceae. The record is from RefSeq and is a predicted model, not a curated record. Bases 1 to 903 code for a protein of 300 amino acids.